AUGGACUUGGCUAUGAAGCUUCACUACAUCAAAGGGAUCUACUUUUUCAAAAGUGAUGCAGUUAAGGGGCUUACGGUGAAUGACUUCAAGAAGCCUAUGUUCCAACUGCUCCAACUAUACUUCGCCGUCUCUGGGAGAAUCCGGAGAUCCAGAACAAGCCGGCCUUUCCUCGUGUGUAAUGACGGCGGUGUAAGAACUGUGGAGGCAUGUUGUGACGAAGCCAUUGAUGAAUGGUUGGCCAUGGCUGUGGAGGAUGAUUCUGUAUUUGAUGGCCUGGCUUAUAAUCAAGCACUUGGUGAUCCUGAUCUUGGUUUCUCUCCUUUGGUCUUUGUACAGAAAUAGCAUGCUCAACACGUAUGGCCGACUAGUCCACUGUGCUUGCCUUGAAAUCCGCCGUACUUCGCCGUGAAAUCCGCCUAGCCCAACCGCCA
Molecule: messenger RNA, 431 nt
Organism: Rosa chinensis
Lineage: Eukaryota; Viridiplantae; Streptophyta; Magnoliopsida; Rosales; Rosaceae
Product: protein ECERIFERUM 26-like
Exons: 2
Coding region: 1-342 (113 amino acids)
Source: RefSeq, a predicted model, not a curated record